This is a messenger RNA of Mycetomoellerius zeteki, 2700 nucleotides long. RefSeq names its product serine/threonine-protein kinase DCLK1. The transcript has 7 exons. The record is from RefSeq and is a predicted model, not a curated record. Gene Ontology annotation, biological process: intracellular signal transduction; protein phosphorylation; positive regulation of apoptotic process. Lineage: Eukaryota; Metazoa; Arthropoda; Insecta; Hymenoptera; Formicidae. The coding region runs from base 324 to 2465 and encodes 713 amino acids. Gene Ontology annotation, cellular component: nucleus. Gene Ontology annotation, molecular function: protein serine/threonine kinase activity; ATP binding.
GGGAAGAAGAAGAGACCACCGUCUUGGCCUGCGCGACACGAAACAGCCGCUGCGAUCGAGAUAGUUCAUAAUCGCCCGUGGCUCGCGGCGGAUCGAUCGAGGGAUCGCGCGCGAGUGUAAAAUACGCGCCAAAUCUCCUUUUUUUCCCGCGAUUCUCAUUUUCGCGAGCAAAAGAGGAUAAGAGAAAGAAAGAGAAAGAGAAACAGAAAGAAAUCGCGGAGGAAGUUCACUGUUUUCACUCUUCUUCUUUCUAUUUCCCGGAAAAACGAGAGAGAACGGCGGCCACCACGGCGGCCGAUUCGUCGUGAAAUCGCUCGAGGAACAUGAUCCGCGUGGACGAAUCAGACCCAGUGGGAGAGAUCGAGCCCAGUUUCCCUUAUAGAGAUGUGACGAUACGCCGAGGUGUCGAGUUCAAGGACGAUUAUGACAUCCAGUCGGAGCUCGGACGGGGAAAAUUUGGAAUUGUUUACCGAUGCAAAGAGAAAAGGAGCGGCUUGAUGCUCGCCGCGAAAGUGGUGAACGUCGUAAAGAAGGAAGACAGACGUGCUGUGCAGAGAGAAGUAGAUAUUAUGCGGCGCUUACAGCAUCCACGUUUGAUUCAGCUGUACGACUCCAUUGAGGCGGGGAAACAGAUAUAUGUCGUUCUAGAAUUGAUCGACGGCGGCGAGCUCUUUGAGAGAGUGAUAGACGACGAUUUCGUACUGACGGAACGCAGUUGCGCCGUUUUUAUGCGGCAAAUAUGCGAGGGAAUAGAAUUCAUGCAUAGUCAAAAGAUCUUGCAUCUCGAUCUAAAACCGGAAAAUAUUCUGUGCCUAACGAAGGAAGGUAAUAGAAUCAAAAUCAUCGAUUUUGGUUUGGCAAGAGAAUACGACCCAAGUAAGAAACUACAAGUGUUGUUUGGUACGCCUGAAUUUGUUGCCCCGGAAGUCGUAAACUUUGACCAAAUCGGAUUCGGUACUGACAUAUGGAGCAUAGGUGUUAUUUGUUACGUAUUAUUGUCCGGUUUAUCACCGUUCAUGGGCGAUACGGAUAUAGAGACAAUGGCGAACGUUACCAUUGCAAAGUACGACUUUGAUCACGAAGCCUUCGCCGAGAUCUCAGAGGACGCGAAAGAUUUCAUAAGAUGCCUUCUGGUGAAAGACAAAGAAAAGCGAAUGACGGCGGCGCAAUGUCGGGAGCACCGCUGGUUGGCCCGAAAAAUGAUCAAGCCCAAGAGCGAGAAGGAGACCGCGGGAUUGGCGGCGGCCAAAAGGAUGGCCUUCAUCGAGAAUCGUCCUGUCAUCGGUGUUGUCGACAGAGACGAGCUGGACGUGACCAAGGACAAUCUCAGACUGUUCGUCGAACGUUGGCGGGAACAUCCGGACAGCCCGUACACGGUCGACUCUUAUCACGCGUUGCCGAAGAAUCCGCUUCGCGAUCGCGAAGAAACCAUGUCUCUGCGGGGUCACAGUCCCUCUCCCUGCGACAGUCUUCGCAGCAGCAGCACGCAAUCGGAGAGGGUGAUGGACUCCGCCAUGAGAGAUAAUUCUAGCCACUUGUUGGCCGUGCCAAGUCUCAGCUUAUCCUUGGAAAGGAGAGCUUCCGAAGGUACGGCUGCGCGAAAUCGUCGCGAUCCCGCCAGUCAGAUCGCUUUGGCCGAGGAGAUCAUCAAACUGUCCGAACACUUGCGCUCGAUCGCCAUGGGAUCGCGGAUGAAUGAAGAAAACAAUGGAGAUGCAACGGCAGUGCAACAGUCCACCAAGAAGCCUGGCGAUGACGAAAAUAAUUACGAUAUCUCGAAGAGCAACAUUAAAAUAACCGCGUCUCAUGUCAGUAAAGAAUCUAACGAGAUCACGGAAAAAUUGUCCAGUAUCACUCGACAGCGAAAACUCAACGGGACGACCUUUCAUAGUAGUCGUAGUUUCGACAGAUACAAUUUCGAUACAAAUUUCAAUAAUGUAUUUGUGGCUUUGAGGAGGACGAGUAUCGGCGAUGCGUCUGAUAGACGAAGGGAUUCUCAAAAAUAUUCCCUCGAACGGACGGCGAUCACCAAGGCGAUGGAGGAGAAAUUCAACGGGGAAAAGAUCGGCAGAAGAAGGUCUUCCGUCGGUGCGGAGGAAAUGGACUUGACGCCGCCUUGGCGGCGGCCGCGAGUGAAACGAUCCUUUGGCGAAACUAGCAGGGAUGUUCCACGGAUAUCGAAUUUGCGGGAUCUACACAAGAAUCUGAAUCUGGACGAGCCUGGCAGCGCCAAGGACCUGCUAUUGCAUCUGUUAGGCGAAUGGGAGGAGGUCACCACGACAUCCUGCAGCGGUAACGGUGGCAGCGGCGGCAUCGGUAGAAAGUCUAUGUGCCUGGAUUGGUGUGCUGCCGAUACGAUCGCCAGGAAGACGAUGAAUUCAUUGGCAGAGUAUUUCCAGUCGAAGCAACAGGAAGCGAAACCUUCCGACGUCGCGUCAUCCACGUCGCCGACGAUAUAUCGUUGAACGAUACGUUCAUCCUGUUAGAGGUUGCGCAUUUGCGAAUUUCGCGGAUUGGUCGCAGACGGAUCAGGAAAAUGCGCGAUGUUAACAAUCUUUCUUCUUUCCGCAAAUAUUUGGAACGAUUUGCUUAAGAUGAAAUUUAUGCGUCAAACGCUUAGGGCAAUAAUAUACUUGAUGAAUCGUAAAAAUUAAUCUAUGAAAAUGUAAAUUUCUUUAAUCUUUAAAGUUGAAAAUUGAU